Procambarus clarkii (red swamp crayfish) is the source of this 2721-nucleotide messenger RNA. Lineage: Eukaryota; Metazoa; Arthropoda; Malacostraca; Decapoda; Cambaridae. The record is from RefSeq and is a predicted model, not a curated record.
UAAGGAGAUGUGUGAGAUACUCUAUAUUAGAGUAAAGGUAAAGGAAGGCGUCCACGGAGAAACUGUUGAAAUGUGCAAGUAAGACUUGGUCAGCCUUACUUGCAUAUUUUCAGGCAGUUCAUCUUCAUAAUUGUCAAAGAUGUUGGACUGGUUCUAUGUGGUAUCAGCACUUGUUGUUGUGCUGCAUCUGCUAGCAGAUUGCUGCACGCUCUAUUGCAGCAUCUUAUUGAUAAGCUUCCUAGCUUAUAUGAGGUUCAUAUAUCUUCCCGCAGAGUGUGAUCUUGUCCUUUGGUUUUAUGAACGCUUUGGCCAGCCAGUUGAAAGCCUCAAAGGACGUGUUGUGUGGAUCACCGGAGCUUCAAGUGGAAUUGGGAAAGCCCUGGCUAUUAGAUUAGCUCAAGCUGGAGCCAGGGUUGCCUUAUCUGCACGAUCAUCAGAAAGUCUCAACCAAGUCAAGGAGAUGUGUAUUAAAUCUGGAGGAGUGAAAGAAAAUGAUGUCUUGGUGCUUCCUCUAGAUAUGAUUCAAUAUGACCAACAUCAAGCAACAUUUGAUGCUGUCAUCAAACACUUUGGUGAACUGGACAUUCUUGUCAGCAAUGCUGGACGCUCACAACGUGGACGCUGGGAAAUGAUAGACAUUGAUGUGGAUCAUGAAAUAUUUGACUUGAAUGUCUUUUCACUCAUUUCACUUGCUCGCAUUGUCUCCAAAUAUUUCCUAGAGAAAGGCAGAGGUCACCUAGUUGUAACCUCAAGCACAGCAGGCAAGCUUGGGGUGCCUAUGUCAGCUUCUUACACAGGAUCUAAGCAUGCAAUCCAGGGAUAUUUUGAAUGUUUACGAACUGAGAAGGCAGGACUGGGAUUAGAUAUCACUAUUGCCUGCCCAGGUCCAGUUGAUUCCAACCUUCUCCAAGUCUGUGCUACAGAAAACAAAGGAGAGACGCUUGGACAAGAACGUAUUGGCAAGAGGAUGUCUGCUGAGCGAUGUGCUCAUUUAUAUGCAGUGUCUAUUGCUAACAAACUUCCAGAAGUGUGGAUAGCUGAUCAGCCAGUCAUCACUCUGAUGUAUCUGAGCCAGUAUUUACCAUUCUUGAUUAAAAGAGUCAUGCAGGUAAUUCCAUUGAAGCUGAUCAUGAAAUUGCGAGAUGGCAGAGAUGAUGCUGCCCAGCUCACUGGCACAGAAAAAAAGUCAUAGAAGAAUGAAAAUCUUAAAUUGAUGGACUAAAAAUUCCUGAAGAAGAAACGGAAAAUGUGAGACCUGCGGAACGUCUUGGAAGAUGAAUCAAAAUAAAUAAAGUAUGUGAUUUUUUUAUUAUACAUUUUAUAAUAUUAAAGGUCUUUAGAAAUAGUAUGUUUGCAACUAUUAUACAGUGCCAAGGAACACAAAUUUACACAUUAUUUCCUAAUUGCUUAUACCUAAAAAGUAUAGAAAAUGGCUUAUUCCCAUAAAAAUUUUCUUUUGUGACUAAGACACAUUUCCAAUAAGAAAACAUGCAAAUUUGUUUCUUAUUGUUUUAAUUGGUAUCCCUGCUGUUCAAAACGCAAAGAUAGCAGGAAAACUUGGUAAAAUUGCUUUGGAAAUCGAUCAGGAAUGCCACCAUCUUGAAGUCUUCCUGUGACCUCUCAGCCAUACUCAUCAUACUUCAAGGCAUCCAGCAGGGUCUUGAUGCUGUUGUAAUCCUCUUUGAGGUGCACCGAGUGAGUGAGGGGAAAAAAAUUGGGUGCUUGUUGCCAUCAAGGAGUUACUCAAGUUUUACUUGGUACUGAAUCAAUCUGGAAUGUUCUGGAAAGUAAAUAAAUUUCAAAACAUCACUGUCAUGGUCAUAAAAGCAAAAGUUUGUGGGGAAUAAUAACCAUUUUCUACACUAUAGAGGCAUAAGCAAUUAGUAAGAAUAAGAGAACAUAGGUUCAAACUAAGGAAAUUAGGAGGCCAAAACCAUCAAUAGUUUUCAAAGCAUUAAAUGAUAAGAGUACAGUACGGUGGAACCUUGGUUUACGAAUUUUCCAGUAUAUGAAGUCAAUUUCCUUGUAAAAUUUGAUUCUGUGUACUAAGUUUGCCUUGGAACACGAGUGUUUGUUGAUACAGUACAUGUAUGGGUCGCCCAGCAUGUGGGUUCUGCUGGGCACGGGGCGAGGGCACGUUCAGUUUACCCCUAAUGACCGCCAUCACCGCCUAGUGAUGACUGUGCUUAAAUUCUCUGUGAAGAAUUUCAUUGUUUUUCUGCUUUUUUGGUUUCUGAACAUAAAAGUCCUUAUUAUAUAUCAUGCCAUGGGUUCCAAGAAAGUCAGUGGUAAAGUUUAACCUAAGAAAAUAGUUGAGGGUGACAAUAGAGGAAAAACAGAGAUCAUUCGUAAACAUGGAGAUGGUAUGUGGGUUGUUGAUCUAGCUAGGCAGUACAACAAAUCUAUAUAUCAACGAUAUGCACCUUAAUUGCUAAGAAAAAGGACAUUAUGAGUGCUAAAGUGGCAAAAGGCGUAACAACAAUCACGAAACAAAGAACACAAACACUUGAAGAUGUUGAAAAGUUAUUAUUAAUUUGAAUAAAUGACAAGCAGUUAGCAGAUAAAGCUGAGGCAGGCUGUUGCAUUAACUUUUUGAAUGACAAUGUGAUGUCUCACUACAGACAAGUGUUAAAACUUAGGGAAAAACAAGUGUCUAUAGACAGAUUCUUAGUAAGACAAACAAGCACUCCAGAAAUGUCAUCACUGCCUGAUGUUAUAGUG